AUGGGACCGAAGGGUGACAAGGGCGUCUGCACGAAUUUGGCUCUGCCCGGCUCGCCGAUGUCCGGCUCGCAGAUGAUGGUCUCCGGCCCGCCCGGACCGCCAGGAUUGCCUGGACAACCCGGCAAACCGGGUCGUGACGGGCUGAACGGGUUGCCGGGGCCGAAAGGUGAACGCGGGCUGCCUGGAUUUGAUGGGGAGAGCAAGGUGGGACCCAAAGGAGACCCGGGCGAACCAGGCCGAGAUGGAAUGCCAGGACCCCGUGGCCCGGCCGGCGAGCGAGGACCAAAGGGUGAGAAGGGCGAGCGCGGAGACCGUGGUCACAACGGUACCCCCGGAAACCCCGGAGCCCCCGGCGUUGCCGUAUCUGCCGGAAAUUCCGGACGUGGAAACGGAACCCCGGGUCCACCAGGACCUCCCGGACGUGAUGGAAGAGAUGGCGAGAAGGGCGAGAAGGGCGAACCGGGUACGAGUGGACCCCCAGGACCCGAGGGACCGAUCGGGCCGCCCGGCGAGAUCGGCAAGAAGGGCAGACGCGGAAAACCCGGCCUCCCCGGCCCGCCCGCCUCGAACCAGUUGGGCAACACCGACGAGCUGUUGCGCGAGCUGAUGCCCGCGAUCAAGGAGCAGUUGACGGAGAUCCGGGGUCGUGCCGGCGCACCAGGGCCCAAAGGAGACCCCGGAGUGAUGGGCCCACAAGGACCGCCAGGACCGAGAGGGCCAUCCGGUGAACCUGGCGAGAAGGGUGACCAGGGCAUCCCGGGGCUAGACGCACCAUGUCCAAUUGGGCCCGAUGGACUGCCGAUGGAGUUCUGCGCCUGGAAGAAUGGGGAGGGCUCAAACGUGCGCACGAAUUACGGCAUGCAGGGGAACCUUGGGAUGGAGGACAGCGAGUUGCGCUAUGAGGAGGUGGAAAAAGUCUAU
Messenger RNA from Mesorhabditis spiculigera, 921 nucleotides. The record is from the annotation of a GenBank genome assembly. Lineage: Eukaryota; Metazoa; Nematoda; Chromadorea; Rhabditida; Rhabditidae.